Ictalurus punctatus (channel catfish) is the source of this 2685-nucleotide messenger RNA. It is a transcript of the gene hsd20b2, whose product is annotated as hydroxysteroid (20-beta) dehydrogenase 2. Gene Ontology annotation, cellular component: endoplasmic reticulum. The record is from RefSeq and is a predicted model, not a curated record. Gene Ontology annotation, molecular function: oxidoreductase activity. NCBI's taxonomy places the organism in Eukaryota, Metazoa, Chordata, Actinopteri, Siluriformes, Ictaluridae. Bases 48 to 1037 code for a protein of 329 amino acids. The transcript has 11 exons.
CCGGUUUAAAAGCGCACAGCUGUUCUCUCUAGUCAGUGUCAGCUAUCAUGGCCGGAGCUGCGGAAUGCGGUUGGUUUGGAUCUUUUCUCUGUUUUCUAGGUGCCGCCACGGCGCUGUGUUACCUGCUGAAGUGGUCGUGGAGGACUUGGCAAGGCUUCCAGGUGUACGUGCUGUCCAAAAUCUGGCGAACAGAUCUGAGAGAGUACGGCCAGUGGGCAGUGGUCACAGGGUCAACAGCAGGGAUCGGACGAGCCUAUGCCAUUGAGCUCGCCAGACGGGGACUGGACGUUGUUCUGAUCAGUCGAUCACAAGAUAAGCUUCGCAGAGUUGCUGAUGAGAUAGAAUCGCGUUACGGACGGAAGACUCGAGUCAUUCAGGCCGACUUCACAGAGGGUCACUCUAUCUAUCCAGCUAUAGAAGAGCAACUCAAAGGCCUGGAGAUUGGCAUUCUGGUGAAUAAUGUUGGCAUGAAUUACGCUGGAAUGUUGGUGAACUUCUUAGAUGUUCCUGACCCUGAAAAGAGAAUCACUGAAGUAAUCAACUGUAACAUCCUCUCCGUCACACAGAUGAGCAGAAUGAUUUUGCCACAGAUGGUCGAAAGGCGUAAAGGUCUUAUCAUCAACAUGUCAUCAGAAGCUGGUUCUCAGCCACAGCCCAUGCUCACAUUGUACUCAGCUACAAAGAUAUUUGUGACGUAUUUCUCUCGCUGUCUUCAUGCAGAAUACCAGCCACGAGGAGUCACAGUUCAGUGUUUGACCCCAUUCAUAGUGUCCACUAAUAUGACACAUAACAUUGAGGUUAAUCCUCUGGUGAAAAGUGCAUCCUCGUUUGCCAGAGACGCUCUCAGCACUGUGGGUUACAGCUCCUUCACGAGUGGCUGUAUUACACACGCCCUGCAGCAUAUCGCUCUGACCAUCUUCUUCCCAGGCUGGCUGCGACUGUCUCCAUUCUGUGUACGCCGUGUCGAGAAGUUUGCCCAAGAAUCCAAGCAGCAAAUAGAAGAGAGAAUGGCACAGUGUCAGAAGAAGCAGGAAUGAUGAAGACAAACACAGACAAACCGAGGCCGACACUAGGCGGAAGUCACAUAAGGAUCACACACUUCUAACCAAACCCUGCUUUAAUCAGAUUUGAAAGUAUUUUAGGCAUACAUUCUCAGCGUGCAAUGAAUUAUCUUCAUUGGUGUGGAUUUUCAAACAUUUAAGGAUCUCAGCCAAAGAGGAUUUCUACUUGAUCAGCCAAGAUAUGUUGGGUCUCAAAGUUUUACAGGUUUUUUUUUUGUUUUUUUUUUUAAAAUGACGUAUGAAACUAUGCAGGUGACAUCAGAUCUUAAUACGUAGGAACAGGAUCCUAUUGUGUGGCCAGAACUUAUUAACAUAAGGAAGUGAGAUUAUUAAAUAUGGCCACAGUUUAAUAAGGUGUGAUUACGGUGCUGUGCCAACAAGAUGGGGAUGGCAUGCGUCAAUGCCCAUCCUUUUCUGUUUCUUGACAGCCGUAACUACUGUAAACAAAUUCCAGUGUGUGGCAAAAGAACGUACUCAUCUCUUUUAUUGAGUUUACCUUAAUUAUCUAUUUAUCAUGCCUUACUAAGUUGUGGCCACGCAGUAAGGUCAGUUAUGAAGGAAUGACGCCGGUGGAGUUUAGAGCUGGCAGUUUAGCAUUGUGCAAACUGCAAGUCAAAUUCCCUCACACUUAUCUCCAAACACACUUUACAUAAACUAGCAAAUACAUUUGUGUAAAUAUAUACAAAAACGAUUUGGCACUAUAUCAACCAAAUCACUCCUAACGUGUCCAAGACUGGCGCGGAGUGACACAAAACUAGCUGAAGUAGAAAGUGAUUCGGCUUCCAGACUGACAGUCUGUAGCUAUUUUCAGCGGAUGUUUGUCCAUUUGUCUGCGUAAAAAAAAAGGCAUAAACCCCCAUCAAGAAGUACAUUUCGAUAUACUGAACGACUCAACGUGGUUUGAGGCACUUAGUUUGCACAAUGCCAAAUUGGACACGUGUACCGUAUGUCACGUAGGCUAUUAACUACAUUAGCUUCAGACGACAGGUGUGCACGUGCGUGUUUAUGCGUCUCACUCCCACAGCUAUUACUUAUGCACGAACCAGCGACGUUCUUUAGAAAAUAUCGCUCCUAGGUGCAAUACACACACACACACACACACACACACACACACACACACACACAUAUAUAUAUAUUUGGGAAUUCUGAACAAAAUCAGUGACUUUUAAACCACACUGAAUGAAUGAAAGCGGCAAAUGACGUCACGUAGGGCCGCUCGAGCCACUCAUUUUGGCUCGAGCCACUCAAUACGCGCGCGCGCACACGCACACGCACACACACGCGCGCGCGCACACGCACACACACGCACACACACCUUGGCUGAUUGAGUAUUCUGAAGUGAGGUUUUUUUUGUGUAAAUUUUAUUUCUGGUCAAACUCUUGUUUUAAAUCAGAAAUUCAGUGUACAAUAAUACAAGAGAUUAAAUUGGGCUGUGUAUCAGAAAUAGAGAAGAUAUAGGACCCAGUAAGGGAAAAAGGAAAAUAUUGAACCAGUUUAUUGUGUACAUAUUUUUUUUAUACAUAUAUAAUAACAAUAUUACCCUAUGUUUGUUAAAUUAAACAGAAUAUGUAUUGUUAAUACAGGACCUUUUAUAUAAAUACACAUUAAAUUAAAAGCACAUAAA